AUGUCAGCCAACGACAAACCCACCAUCUUGAUAGUCGGAGCCGGUCUGGGGGGAUUAAUGCUUGGCGCUCUGCUCGAGAAGUCUGGCGUACCAUACACCAUUUUUGAGCGCGCAGCCACUGUCAAGCCCUUUGGUGCGGGGAUGGCCGUGGGCCCAACCCUCUUUCCUGUGUUCGAACAGCUAGGCAUCUACGAGGAGUUUCUUACCAUCGGCAAGUACUUGUCCUUUGCCAAAGGAUACAAGGUCACAAAGACGUCGCUAACGUUCCAGAAUGAGAACGACUACAGUCAGAUUACAGAGUUUGGAGGCUAUGGGAUAUAUAUUGUCUCCCGCCCCAUCCUUUAUGACCUCAUUCUCAGACAAGUUCCAGCCCACAAGAUCCACUUCGGCAAGCGAGUCCUGAAUAUCAGCGAGGAGAACAACAAGGUCACGGUCUUCACGUCCGACAAUGGUAUCCAUGAAGGCGACAUCAUUGUGGGAGCGGACGGCGCAUACAGCGCUGUGCGUCAGCGCCUGUACGAGAAACUGAGGACCGAGGGCAACUUACCUAAAGCCGACCAGGAAGACCUGCCAUUCAGCUGUACAUGUCUUGUUGGACAGACCAAGGUGUUAGACCCUGAGGUGUAUCCUAUUGUCAAGGAGCCUCAUUGCCAGUUCUUGAUCACUAACGGAGAUGAACAGCCCUUUACUGCAGCGAUGGAACAACGAUUCAGGGACAACGACAACGCAGAAUGGGGCGCCUAUCCUGCACAAGUCAUGUGCGAUGAGACCAAGGACUUUCCUGUUCCUGUUGGAGAUGGAAAGAUGACACUCGGUGAUAUCUAUGACCUGACGCCCAAAGAGAUCAUCUCCAAGGUCAUGCUGGAGGAAAAGGUCUUUGACACUUGGCACUCUGGUCGUGUCGUCUUGUUAGGCGAUGCCUGCCACAAACUGAACCCUGCUGGAGGACAUGGCGCGGUGACAGCAAUGCAUGAUGCCAUCGCGCUCGCAAACUUGCUCUACGCGAUGCCUACAAAAACUUCAGCAGACAUCACCAGGAUCUUUGAGGAUUACCAUACGGAGAGAUACCCCGCAGUUAUGGAAUCCUUCCAUCACAGCCAACAGUUCAGUAGGAUCGCUGAGAGAGGAUUCCUUGCCAAGAUGGCUCGCUUUAAGCCGCAGGUCGGGUUCCUACCAGCUACGGAGAUGAAAGGUUCAGUGGUGCCAGUCGUCUCGCCAAGCGAACAAAGAGCAAGAGACGUCUUCGAGAAGCGCCAACAGCCGCAACAAGAGCAACUGGAGAAUGCCGCCACCGUCUGA
This is a messenger RNA of Linnemannia hyalina, 1299 nucleotides long. The record is from the annotation of a GenBank genome assembly. NCBI's taxonomy places the organism in Eukaryota, Fungi, Mortierellomycota, Mortierellomycetes, Mortierellales, Mortierellaceae.